AUGCAAUGGGCUAUCCCACUAGACGCUCUGCCUCCAAGUGCCAUGCGUCUGCUGGCCUUCCGUAGAUCCACGCUCAUGCUCUCCGUGCUCGCGUUUGAGCUCACGGGGCUUAUCAUUCUCUCUAUAGAACUCUUUGUUUUCGACGAGUGGAUUGUUCCAAACCGCACAGUAACCGAUCGAGUGAUCAGAGGACGGCGUAUUCAACUGAGCACUUUGUCUGCUUUGGUAUCGCGACUGUGGACAAUUUAUCUUUGGGACUGCAAGCUCAUUUGGUUCUUGACAGCUUCACUGCGCUGCCAACGCCACCGU
Molecule: messenger RNA, 309 nt
Organism: Phytophthora sojae
Lineage: Eukaryota; Oomycota; Peronosporomycetes; Peronosporales; Peronosporaceae
Exons: 1
Source: RefSeq, a predicted model, not a curated record